Molecule: messenger RNA, 852 nt
Organism: Betta splendens (Siamese fighting fish)
Lineage: Eukaryota; Metazoa; Chordata; Actinopteri; Anabantiformes; Osphronemidae
Gene: mix23
Product: mitochondrial matrix import factor 23
Exons: 5
Coding region: 199-612 (137 amino acids)
Cellular component (GO): mitochondrial intermembrane space; mitochondrion
Source: RefSeq, a predicted model, not a curated record
GGGUCUGUGCAAUCCGUCAGUAGACCGCAGCGAUCCGGGCAUUUGGCGCGCAGCUGCCGGCAUGGGAUGCUGUUCAUUCUGCCUGUAAGGCGGUGAAUGACUGACCCCCGAUCAGCUCACACUGCUCUGCUCUGUCAGUCCGAGGAGUCACGCUGAAAAUUGGCUGCGUGUGGUUCCAGACUCUCACUAUUGGGCUGAAUGUGUGUCUUCAGACAGCCUGAACAAAUGGAGGUGCUGAAGGUCAUGCGCACCAUAGAUGAUCGCAUCGUCCAUUCCCUGAACACCACUGUGCCCACUGUGUCCUUCUCAGGCAAAGUGGACGCCACACAAACAUGCAAACAACUCUAUGAAUCUAUGUUGGAGGCUCAUCUGAGCAGAGACAAAGCUAUCAAGUCCUGUAUAGCACAAACAUCUGAGGUGGUGGGUCAACUCCGUGAACAAAGAGCAAAGGACAGUGAAAACAUGGCUGUCAUCAAACAGCUCAGGAAAGAGCAGACCAAAUUGAAGCUGAUGCAGUCGGAGCUAAACGUUGAAGAAGUCGUCAAUGACAGAAGUCUGAAGGUUUUCAAUGAAAGGUGCAGAAUCCACUACACGCCUCCAAAGGUGAAGUGAACCUCCUACUGGUUCCAGUCCAGACCAGAUCUGAGACUGUGAGCUGCUGCUGAGUCCUGACUGCAGCCUGUUCAGCACCCAGACCGACCCGGACCUCUAGUCCAACACACUUUAUUCCAUAGUGAUCAUUUAUGCAGUUACCACCAGUGUAAAACAGACAUCUACUGUUUGUGCUUCUGCAAUGAGAGACAUUGUACAAAUAGUAUUUUUUAAAAUGACAAUGAAAUGUUUUCAAAUGGU